AUGCAAUUCUCUCUUUCAUUGGGUGCCAUUGUGGCAUCAACAUGUGUUUUGGUCUCUGCUGCUCCUGCUGCUGAGUCUUUGAAAGUCCGAGACGACCUUCGUUUGAUCAAGACCUCAGAAACAGAAUCUGUCUGGGUAACGGAGGAAGAAAAGAUUGACAACUAUGUUACAAAGAACAUCAAGUUUGUUGAUAUAACCGAUAUCAAGGUGUGUAUCGAUUCAUGUCACAUAUCCGCCAAGUUACUAACAUGAAUAUAGGAUCAGGAGGUUCUUGACGCUCUUUCGGGCACUGAAAACGCCUUGGUAUCCGCACAAGCUGUCACCUAUCCCACCAGCUUGGCCCAUGUUACAGAGGCCAACGCUGCGAUUGCGAAGAUUGAUAUCUCGAAGCCAACAGCAUGGCUCACAACAUUCACGAAGUAAGUUCUUAUUCUUUUAGGUUGCAUUAAGUACUUGGAACAUGCUAACAGAACUAAAGCUUCUACACCCGGUACUACAGAAGUGCAACUGGCACUCAAUCUUCUCAGUGGUUGUUUGAUCAAGUCACCAGUAUCGCCCGCGCAAAUUCAGCUAUAACUGUAACAAAGUUCACCCACUCCUUCAACCAGCCUUCCAUAAUUGCCAAGAUCCCCGGAACUACAACUAACUUGGGUAAGAGAUUUCGAUUCCAAGUUUGCAAAACUGUUUCACUAAUUAUGGCCAGUUAUCGUGGGAGCACACCAAGAUUCAGUCGGAUCCACUUCCUCAGGUCGUUCACCCGGUGCUGACGACAACGGAACUGGCACAGUCACUAUUCUUGAGGCCUUCAGAAUUCUUGUCGAAUCUGGGUUCAAGCCAAAGAACACACUUGAGUAAGUUUAAUGUUCAACUUGCAACUCGAUACUCCCAGUCUUACAAGCUGCCUUCUCAAGAAUUCCUCUGACUUCUUAACCAAAUCUAGAUUUCACUGGUAUGCAGGUGAAGAAGGAGGACUGUUGGGAUCUGCGGGUAUCUAUGCCAACUACAAAUCUGCGGCAAAGACAGUUCUCGCUUUCCUCAACCAAGAUAUGACUGGAUACAGUCCAGCUGGAAAGCCGGUUGUGUAUACUGACUACACGAACGCCCCCCUGACCGCUUACCUUCGAUUGAUUGUCGCUCAGUACACUGGCAUUAACCCCUUGACAAGCACCUGUGGUUAUGGAUGUUCCGAUCAUGCUAGCGCAACAUCCAACGGCUUCCGUAAGUCUAACAUGCCCAUGCAAAGAAUAACCCUAACGUCAGAUAGCUGCCGGAUUCGUCCAUGAAGAAAUCUUUGCCACCUCAAACCCAAAGAUUCACAGUGCCAGUGAUGUAAGUCUCUCACCGUGAUAUUAAAAAUGCCUUAGACUAUAUACUGAUAUAUUCACCAGACCCUUGCAUCCGUUCAAUGGCCUUCUGUUUUGAGACAUAUCAAGCUUACUGUUGGAUUCGCAAUUGAGGCUUCAUACCUAUAA
Molecule: messenger RNA, 1472 nt
Organism: Hymenoscyphus albidus
Lineage: Eukaryota; Fungi; Ascomycota; Leotiomycetes; Helotiales; Helotiaceae
Source: the annotation of a GenBank genome assembly